AUACUUUAUUGACAAAUUGAUUAAGGAUUUUGUUCUUUUUUUAGUAAAUUGGAAGUCUGUACAGUAAUCAGGGAAGAAAUUUGUCCAUAAAGGUGUAAAAUUGUUUGGAGAGACGCCAUGUCAGGUAGCCAGAGGAGAAGUCGGUCCUUUGAGAGGGACUUGGAUGACCGACACAGCAGGAGAACUUUUGUCGAAGUCCCCGAGCAAAAAGAAUCAAAGAAAAUGGGUAGUCGAGAGGAGAGAGAUUCUGUGAAAAGUGAGAAAAAUACCAGAAAUGAAUUACGGAAGGAAGAUAGAGAGGAUUCUAAAAUUAUCCAAGUGAAGGAAAUAGAAGAUCAUAAAGUGAGGAAUAAAGAGGAGGAGGAAGAGCAACACCUGCGGGAGUAUGUCUUCUCAAAACGAGGCAUUGAACCCCAGGAGGCGAGAAGGAUGAAAGAAAACGGAGAUCUAAGGCGGACUAAAGACGCCAGAGACAGCAGGCGCGGGAAGGAGAGAGCCAGUGGUAAACACGAUAAAGAGAAGAGGAAAUCAUAUCCCACUGAGGAAAAAGUAGGGAGUAGGCGAGUUAGAACUCCACGGAGGACGAGAAAGCCCUCGCCAGUAAGGUCGGCCUCAAACACUUCGUGGACGUGUUAUGAUGAAAAUGAUGACAGCAUCGCUUAUAUUGUGUAUGAGAGGCUGACCAAUGGCGGGCAAGACGAGUGGGAGAAUGAGGACAUCACGUUGGAGAGAGGUAACCAAGGACUGGGCUUCAGUAUCGCCGGCGGCACAGACAACCCACACAUCGGGUCCGAUACUUCCAUCUAUAUCACCAAGCUGAUACCAGGCGGGGCAGCGGCCAAUGAUGGGCGACUGCAGAUUACAGAUGUCAUAGUCUCAGUUAACGAUAUUAGUGUUGUCAAUGUUCCUCAUGCAACGGCGGUUGAUGCUCUUAAACGUGCUGGUAACACUGUACAUUUGUGUGUGAAGCGACGUAAGCGUCCCCCAAAUGUUAUGCUUCUGGAGGUUGAGUUGAUAAAAGGAAACAAAGGCCUCGGAUUCAGCAUCGCUGGUGGUAUCGGAAAUCAGCACAUUCCUGGUGACAAUGGCAUCUACAUCACAAAAAUCAUGGAAGGGGGCGCGGCGCAUGUCGACGGUCGUGUGUGUGUUGGGGAUAAGUUAGUCGCUGUAAGAGAUACUCCAUCCGGAGAUGUAAAUCUAGAAAACGUAACCCACGAAGAUGCCGUAGCUUGCCUCAAAUCGACCAGUGACCGCGUGGUGCUGGUGCUAGGUAAGGUGGUCGCUCCUCAGACUAAUGCCACCACGGACCUGGUUCCUCCUCCCUUACAAUCGUCUGAGACCCAUCAGCACCAAGACCUCACGCCCCCACCCCCGACGCCACCUCCUGCACCGCUUGACAUCUCCUCAUCCCACAAUGAACUACUGAUGGAGGCCCCUUCACCCCCUGAUGAUCUUGUUUCUAGAGAACCUCGCAGAGUGAGCCUAUCGAAAGGCACGACAGGUUUGGGUUUCAAUAUCGUGGGUGGCGAGGAUGGGGAAGGAAUAUUCAUCUCUUUCAUCCUGGCUGGGGGCCCUGCUGACCUCUCAGGAGAACUAAGGCGAGGUGACCAAAUCCUUAAUGUUAACGGCACUGAUCUGCGCGUUGCUACACACGAACAGGCUGCUCAGACUCUAAAGGGAUGUGGACAGACAGUGAACUUGACAGUGCAAUAUAAACCUGAUGAGUACAACCGCUUUGAGGCCAAAAUCCAUGAUCUUAAGCAGCAGAUGAUGUCUGGCACUCUCAGAACCACACAGAAACGCAGUCUCUACGUCAGAGCUCUGUUUGACUAUGACCCCAACCGUGAUGAUGGUUUGCCUUCCCGUGGUCUUGCCUUCAACUACGGAGAAAUACUUCACGUCACGAAUGCCUCUGAUGACCAGUGGUGGCAAGCCAGACGCGUCCUACCCACAGGCGAAGAAGAGGGCACUACAGGAAUCAUCCCUUCUAAAGCCCGAUGGGAAAAGAAGCAAAAAGCUCGACUUCGGUCUGUGGCAUUCCAGGGCAAGAACAACAAUGAUGCUCGGCAAUCAACACUAGAGAGGAAGAAGAAGACGUUAUCAUUCAGUCGAAAAUUCCCAUUCCUGAACAAGAGCAAAGAUGACAAGUCAGAGGACGGUUCAGACAAUGAGCUCGAUGAGGACUUUGAAGCCUCCAUAGCAACAAAUGACGGAGAGAGCGAUAGCCGAAGCAUGAGAGGCGAUGACUACAUAAUCUUGAGCUAUGAAGGUGUGCAGCAGACGGAAAUCGCAUACACGCGGCCGGUGGUUCUCCUUGGGCCCCUCAAGGACAGAAUUAAUGACGACCUUAUAUCAGAGUUCCCGGAUAAAUUUGGCAGCUGUGUACCACACACUACCCGGCCUCGGCGGGAGUAUGAAGUUGAUGGUCGGGACUACCAUUUUGUAGCCUCGAGGGAACAAAUGGAACGAGACAUCCAGAAUCACCUAUUCAUCGAAGCUGGCCAGUAUAAUGACAAUCUCUAUGGAACGUCAGUAGCGUCUGUUAAAGAAGUUGCUGAAAAGGGCAAACAUUGUAUCCUUGAUGUGAGUGGCAAUGCUAUCAAAAGACUUCAAGUUGCACAACUUUACCCAAUUGCCAUUUUCAUUAAACCCAAGUCUGGCGAACAAAUUAUGGAGUGGAAUAAGAGAAUGACGGAGGAGCAAGCACGUAAAACAUACGAGCGAGCUCUAAAGGUAGAAGGAGAUUUUGGCGAGUACUUUACAGCAAUAGUGGCUGGUGAUACCCCAGAGGAGGUUUAUGCACGUGUCAAGGAUCUCAUUCACCAACAUUCUGGCCCAAAGAUCUGGGUCACUUGUAAGGAAAAGUUAUAAGAUCAGGAGAGUUCCCUUAUGGGCUCAUCCUGGAUAACCUAUGCUUGAACAUUUUGUUGUUGCAUGAUAAAAGGAAAUGUCUCAUUAAGGGCAAUUGUUUCUUUCCAUUGUAUGGACUACUAUUGAUGCUUGAAAAUAUAAUACAGAUACACCCAUUGAACCUGGAACAAUCCAGAUAGAUUGUAUUUCUAAAAGGAAUAGAAUAUUCAGCUGUACAGCUGAGAACCCUGUAAUGGGCUGAAGAUUAUUUCCUCAUGUAAAGGCUCUUGCCUAUUUUAAGUCUCAGUGAACCUAUUGAUUUUUUAAGAUAUUAUUCUAGAGAUAUUAUAUUCAUAUAUCUCAUCAUGGUGAAACCCAUACUAUUGAAACUUUUAAUUGUAUUAUAAGAGUUUUAUGCCUUUACUGCAGCGUGAGGGGAAACUGUGUAUGUUGGACAAUGUUAGUUGGUGAUCAUCAGCUCUUACUAUCCAAAUCCCAACUGCAUUUCUGAUGGGAGUACCCGACAGUGUUGUAUGUAUUCAGAUAAUUUUCUUAUCUAAGCCUAUGUGACUCAGGAGCAGUAUCUUUAAAAAAAUAAAAAAAAGGCAUUGAUAUCUGAACUUACGGAUACCAAGAGUAGGUGUAUGGAGUAUAAAUUAGGUCGGCAAUACAAGGAAUAAGGUACUUAACAUUUGCCCACAAUUUGUUUUCUUCAUCUUCUUUCACAUCCCUUACUGAAAACUGUUGUCAGACUUUUGCCAUUUGAUCUCUGCCCAGCUCUGUGAUGUAAAGUUGAAACAUAUAGUUAUUAUUAUUAUCUUUAUAUUUUAAUUUCACAUACUAGUUGUUUCUUAUGCAUUAUGUACCAAGAUGUUCACUACAAGUGAGGUGUAUGUAUCUUCAUUUUAAAGAUUAAGAUAAAUAUGGAGUUAAAAAUAUAUUUCCAAAAUAUUGUUGUAAGAAACAAGAAUUAAUUAGUUUAUGGUAAGGUCAUGUAAUACAUUAAUUGUCAAAUUUGGUUGGCUGGGAUUUAUAGCAGACUUGAUGAGUGUAGCACCACCUGACCAAUCACUGCAUUGGUAAAAUGGUGAAUAGUUAUGAUAAACACAAAUUCUAUGUUCCUGGUGGAAAGCAGACAUUGGUAAUGAAAAUUUGACAAUAUCGUGUAGACUGCUGGCAAUUGCAAGUAGUAGAUGUAAACCAUUUUGUUGUUCUGUAUAUGAAAAGUAGUAUUCCAGUCUUGGCUAAUGAGCCUCGUGUUGGAAAAGAAUAUCGCAAAUUAUUCUGUGAGAUGCAUUUUGAAAGUGCCGACUGCAUGAUGGUGCAAUGAACCACAUGUCUUGUUUGAUAAUGAACUCUCAGGAGUAGAUGUCCUCCUCCAAAUCUGGCUUGAAGUGAGCUUUGAUAUAGAGGUCAGAUUGAGAAACCAAAGUAGUUAUGUGACAAGCAGCUGUGUUACCCCAGACAUGUGUUGGGCAAGGUUCACCUCUCCUGUGUUGAAUAUGAGAGAAGUUGAUCCUCAAGAGAAUAAUAUUACUUAAGGCAGAAAGUUGCUGCUGAACCACAUCACCAAUGUUGAUGCUGUAAUCUCAUACCUUGUUUAGAACUAGUGCUUUAGGUCACAGCCAACAAUGAUAGAAAGCUCAGGUUCUGUUUGUCUUGGACGCUUAUCAGGUGCAGACGGCAAUACAAAUAAUCAAAUGAUAGCAAAGGAGACAGCAGAACUGGAGUGAGUUGUAUCAUUCAUGGUGGUUGACUUAGUCUUAUCUCCACGAUCCUCCCUGAUUGUUCUUGUACCAGUGGUUAACAGAAUAGGAAACUUCACCAAUUUUUGUGAUUUUUCACUGAUGUUCUCUAAAAGUAAGAAUAAGGAAUAUGAGCCUUAUAGAAAAUCUUGGAAAUUGGUGACUGACCAAUAACUACUGUACCACAAAAUGAUGUAUAAUGUGUUCAUGGUUUCAUUUAAAGUGAUGAAUGCCUGGUCACUUUUUGUUACAUGAGCUGUUUCUUGUAUCAUAGUAUGGAUGAAAUGUUGAUAGGUUUUUAAGGUUCUGUCCUUGUGUCUCGGCUAUAAACCAGAUUGUUAAGUGAUAACCCUAUGUGAACCCCAGGACUACAACAAGAAAAAUCUAUAAUGCCAAAAUGGAGAGACUGUGAGUUUUUAAAUUGCUAUAGCUCUUUUUAUCAGAUCGCACUGAUGAUACCAACUUAAGUUUAGUAUCAUCACGUGUAAGCCAAAUUUUUAGCAAAUAUUUAAAUAAUAAAAUUUAAGAAUUAAAUGUCUCCGUCUCUGCCAGUUGAUCGUGUGUUUGGGCUUUCCUUAUUAUUGUAAGCUUCAAUAUUGACAAAAAACUAACUGAUAUACAGUAUCUAAAGAGCUUUCAAUUUCUACAUUACCAAAGCAACAUUGUAUUACAUUUUAUUAUCAACAUCAGUUUAUUGUUUGUUAGUCCUAUCAAAUCUUAAUGUACAUUAUAUGGGGUAAGACCAAGAGAACAAGUUCUAAAGAUGGGGAGACUAAACAUAAGUUUUAGUGACUGUGGUCUUGGUAUUUGAUUGGUAUCAAGUAGUAAUGCUUACAUGAUAUUAAACAGCCCGAAAGUGCUGAAUCCUAGAGAGAGAGAGAGAGAGAAAGAGAGAGAGAGAACGGUUAUCAUGUCGUUGUUACAAGUGUGAGUUUUACAAAUUAUUGUUAACAUAUUUUGUCAAUGACCUAUUUAUCUGUAUUCCCUAUGAUCUAAAGGUAACUUCCUGUGUUAUAGCCAUGGUGCCAUCUUAUUUUUAUCCUAUUUUUGAUCGUUUUUUGUCAUCCCAUCGUUAGCUCUGCAUUGUUUGUAUGUACUGUAAGUUGGUGUUUGUAAAUAUGUAGUGUAAUGAUACAGUGGGAGCUUACAGUAGUAGAUUUUUAAUUCUGUUUUGUAAUUUCUUUUUUAGCACAGGACUUGUGCAGUGUACAGUAUAUUAAUUUAUUAUGUUUUCCACACGCUCCUCAACCUCUGUCGAGGUUCUCAGACUAAUAUGUGUAGACAUUUUAUAUGAUAUGGACUUUGUUGUAUUAAGAGAUUCUUUUAAUUUUUCUAUUUAAAAGCACACCCAGGAUGAUGAGUCUUUAAAUGGUAUAUGGUUAGGUUAGCAGUUUUUCAAUAUAUGCAGUUGAAUAUUUUAUAAUUGCCUUCUUUGAUAGACUCUCGUGAACUACACAGAUACAGUUUGUUUUUACAUUUUAAUGUAAUGUUAUUCCUAGAGCUGAUGAAAAUCUCAUGAAUUACAAAUACUAGUCAUUGGACACUGAAGGAUGAUUUAAUGUAUUUUCUGUUGUUGUGUUAAAACUUAAUUGACAAUAACUGAGCUUAUCGCAUGCUCAUACGGAACCAUAGUGAUGGCGUGGGUAGUGCGUCUUGUUGAAAUGUUGUAAGUAUAUAAGGUAAGUUAACUGGAAAUUUCCAAUAUUCACAGAGUGUCAGGUUGUGGUAGGAGUUAGACACUGAAAAAUCACAUUGUUAGCAUUAGAUUGCACACAAACAUUAAACCUAACCAUUUACCAUACAAAAACAGGUCAUAUUGGGUUACUUGUGUUGGCUCUGCUACCAGAUAUCAAAACUGACGGCCUUGGACAUAUUCUUUUAAAGUCAGGGUUGAUGGCAUCCUUUUACUUGACAGUAUGCCGCUGCUUGUGAUGCAUGUGGGAACUGCUUGUCCAGUUGACCCAUUCCAGUUACAUAAUAUAGAAUUUAUGUGCAGUGAUAGAGAACAGUUAGGAUUCUCUCAUAAGAAAUCAGUAUGAACUUUCUCUUACAUUAAGUCACUGUUGCCUUGAUGACCAGCCAGUAACAGUGCCCUUGACAGCAUCGAUUCAUACCAACUGUUUUCUUUAGAUCACUGGGCACUUAUCUGUCUGUUGUGUUGUUACAAAAUAUUAAGAGUGUUGUGUCUGAAUGGACUUAUCAAUACCUUCUUUUGUAAGACAAUAAUAACUAGGCAUAGUUUAAAACUUGAGUAAUACAUGUCUCAUAUUGCAGAGAAUUAAGAAUUCUUGUAAUUGCAGUUGUCUAACAUUUGUUGGGAAUAUUACAUAUAUUGUAAAGCUGGAAAGGUAAGAAAUAUGUAAGCUUUAGCUGUUUAUGACGACGAUUUUGUUUGCUCAACGUCUAACUUGCCACCAGUGUCAGUGACAGAGCCUCUUUGAUUAUCCAUUUCCUUCAUAUUGUGAGUGGCACCAUGGCUACAACCCCUUCUCUGCAUAAAACCCUUAAUAUUUGCAGCUUCAGUGGCCUGCCCAGUGCAUCCUCUGACAACCUUCCCCAUCCCUCCCUUCAACCCCCGUAUUGUAAAUACAACAUUAUCUCAAAAUA
Messenger RNA from Homarus americanus (American lobster), 7202 nucleotides. It is a transcript of the gene dlg1, whose product is annotated as disks large 1 tumor suppressor protein-like. Gene Ontology annotation, cellular component: postsynaptic density membrane; neuron projection; neuromuscular junction. Lineage: Eukaryota; Metazoa; Arthropoda; Malacostraca; Decapoda; Nephropidae. Gene Ontology annotation, molecular function: kinase binding. The record is from RefSeq and is a predicted model, not a curated record. Bases 118 to 2871 code for a protein of 917 amino acids. The transcript is spliced from 17 exons. Gene Ontology annotation, biological process: chemical synaptic transmission.